AUGUGGGUGCCACUGAGCCCCCCAGGGGGUAGCCGUGGACAGAUGGAGGGUGCAGCGCCAACAGGUGAUUCUCAACCAACUCCGGUUACUGUUGAAAUACCAGAGUCCAGAGUGGCAGAGAUUGAGAGGAAACUGGUGUUUGAGGGCCAUCGUGAACCAGGUGAGCAAAUAGAGGAGGAGGAAGAGGAGGAAGAGGAAGGGGAGGAAGAGGAGGAGGAGGAAGAAGAGGAAAAGCAGGAGGAAGAGAAUGAGGAGGAGGAAGAGGAGCCUUUAGAACAGACAAAAGAAACAGCUGUGACUGAGGAAGAACCCGCAACUUUAGCUUUGGCCUCAGAGCCAUCAACAGAACAGGUUGAGCCAUCUGAGUCACUGGAACACAAACUAACAUACCAAUCCAUUGAGUCAAGCCAUCCAACAGAUGAAGAUGCAUCAACUCAAUUAAAUGAAGUCUCUGGAGCUCUCAAUGAAGAAGGCCUAGUUGACUCUGAGGACCAGCUGUCCGAUGAGGAUGUGUCCAUGGUAGUCGAGGCCUCCUCAGAAGAAGCAUCCAUGUCCGAAUCAGACAUUAUAGAUUUAGUUGGUACAGAUCAGCCAACUGAGGAUGAAGACUCUAUAGAUCUAGUUGGUACAGAUCAGUCAGCCGAGGAAGAAGACAUUAUAGAUCUAGUUGGUACAGAUCAGCCAGUCAAGGAAGAAGACAUUAUAGAUCUAGUUGGUACAGAUCAGCCAGUAGAGGAAGAAAACAAUAUAGAUCUAGUUGGUACAGAUCAGCCAGCCAAGGAAGAAGACAUUAUAGAUCUAGUUGGUACAGAUCAGCCAGCCAAGGAAGAAGAUAUUAUAGAUCUAGUUGGUACAGAUCAGCCAGUAGAGGAAGAAGACAUUAUAGAUCUAGUUGGUACAGAUCAGCGAACCGAGGAAGAAUCAACAGAACUGACUCUGGAAGAGGAAGUGGUUUCAGAAUCGCAGGAAUUUCAGCUAACGGUGGAUCCAGUCACUAACCGUCAACUAGAGAAGGGUAUUACUGAGACAGAAGAGAUGAUGGUAUCAGAAGCACAGCAAGAUCCAGUCACAGUUGAUGACAUCACUGAUAGCCAAGAGGAGGGUACAGCUGAGGAGGAAAUUAUGUCACAGCUUCAGUUAGAUGAGCUCACAGUAGAUAGCCUAACAGAUAACCAGGAAGAGGAGGGGAAGGCACAUGAAGAAGUUUUCUUAAAAUCAGAAUUGCUCAUAGUGGCUUACAGUGCACUUGAUGGCCAAGAAGAAGAGGGUAGUCCUGAGGAGGAAUUGAUGUCAGAGUUGCAGCAGAAUCAGCCAAUAUCACAUAGCGACACUGAUGUCCAGGAGGAGGGAAGUCAGGGAGAUGAGGAGGCAGCGCUGAGUGCUCAGAUAGGAGAGAUGAAGGGAGAGAUGGAGGAAGAAGUGGAGGAAGAGAUGGAGGGAGAAGAGGAGGAAAAGGUGGAGAUGGAGGAAGAGCUAGAGGGAGAGCUAGAGGGAGAGCUAGAGGGAGAGCUGGAGACUUCCCAGGCGACAGAGGAGGAGGUGGAGGUGGAGGAAGAGAUGGAGGGAGGGGUGGAAGAGCUGGAGGGAGAGCUAGAGGGAGAGCUAGAGGGAGAGCUGGAGUCUUCCCAGGCGACAGAGGAGGAGGUGGAGGGAGAGCUGGAGUCUUCCCAGGCGACAGAGGAGGAGGUGGAGGGAGAGAUGGAGUCUUCCCAGGCGACAGAGGAGGAGGUGGAGGGAGAGAUGGAGUCUUCCCAGGCGACAGAGGAGGAGGUGGAGGGAGAGAUGGAGUCUUCCCAGGCGACAGAGGAGGAGGUGGAGGUGGAGGAAGAGAUGGAGGGAGGGGUGGAAGAGCUGGAGGGAGAGCUGGAGGGAGAGGUGGAGGGAGAGGUGGAGUCUUCCCAGGUGUCAGAGGAAGAUACUUCUGUGGUACAGAGUGAAGCAUUUGAUGAGUCAGCACCAGAACAGGAGUACACAGAGGUAGAUCAGGACAUAGAGACAUCAGAAGAGACUGAAACACUAGACUCAGAGAACAUAGAGGACAUACCAAGCCAGUAUACUACAGGCCUGAUUCCAACGUCAGGUGAUGGAAUGAUAGACGAGGGCACUGUUGUUAGGGAGAGCCAAGUUUCUGUUGAUCAAGAUUUAUCUGGAGGCGCAGACUUAUUGACUGUGGAGGGUGAGGUGGAGUCUGUUGAACUAGUAGCAGAAGAAGCAGUUUGUUCAGCCCUAAAGGCUACAGGUGAUGUAGAGGAAUCUGAAGAGGAUGAUGAGGUGGGAGAGAGUCUGGUCACCUCUCGCCAAAUCGCUGAAGUCAAAACACUAAGAGAAGAAGUAGACGAUAGUGAGAAUGUUGUAGGAGAGGAGAUGGAGUCUGCUGUUGAGACAGUUGAGGAAGUAGAGCCUAGUGCUGACCAACAGACAGAGUCCACAGUAGCUACAGAAGAGAUUGAGUCCCCUAGCGAAGAAUUGGCCGAGGACCUAGAGGUGACCUCUUCAACGCCAGAGGCUACAGGUGAGGUUGCUGUUGAGGCAGGUGAGGCUAUAAAUGCAGUGGCAGGUGCAGCAGUGGAUGAUACAGUAGUGGAGGCUGUGGGUGAGACAUCAGGUGAGGCCGCAGGGGCGGCUGGUGGGUCAGAACAGGCCCCAAAGACAUUGGCUUCAUCUUUCCGUAGCAAAUUCAGGAUGGGCUCCAAGAAAGAAUCUACUCCCAAGAGUCCAAAGAGUCCCACAGCAAAGUGCAAACAACAGUGAGAGCUCUUUGCACUCAGCCAUAAUGCGGAGAAUAUUUUUGUAUAUAUCUGACUUUCUGUUUAUAGGUUUUUGUUCAUUGGUUUUGCUUCACAGGUUUAUGUUUGUCAGUCAUUGUUUUCUCAAUCAUAGAUGAUCUUUUAUGUAAAGCAGUAUGUUGGGUCUUUCAGCUUUUGUGGUUCUGGUCAAAAGUAGUGCACUGUGGCGCAGUGGUCUAAGGCACAGCAUCUCAGUGCAAGAGGCAGUCCCUGGUUCGGUCCCUGGUUCGAAUCAGGGCUUUAUCACAUCCGGCUGUGAUUGGGAGUCCCAUAGGGCAGCACACAAUUGGCCAGCGUCGUCUGGGUUUGGCCGAGGUAGGCCGUCAUUGUAAAUCUGAAUUUGUUCUUAACUGACAUGCCUAGUUAAAUAAAAACCAUAGGGAGACACUGUGGUCUGUGGUUCUCAUAGGUGUCAUAAAAUAUCAUAUCAGUUGUGAUUCCCCUUAGGGAACUGAGAAAAUAACAAUGAAAACAAACACGCAGAAACCUGCAGAGCGACUUCACACAUUCACCACAAAACUCUCUAACCACAAGUCAGGAAAACAGCACACCCAUCUAUUACCACAGACUGUCACGUUUUAUAGGCAAAUACUCUGAUCAACUCUUUUCCAUACCUUUUAACACCUUUAUACAUCACACCGUUUCUGUUCCUCCAUAGUUUCCCACUCCUGUUCUAAUAGCCCCUCUGAUGGUUAUGACAGUGCAUGACAGGUUGAAGAAGCCAAAUGGAUUUAUUGUCAAUGUUCUGCAGAGUAGUGAACAGGCAAUUACUGCUUUAUGAACCAACCUUCAGAAGUUGGCAGAUGUGAAAUAUAGAUGAGUUUUUUUCUGUUUGUAGGUUUUUGUUCAUUGGUUUUGCAUCACAGCUUUAUGUUUGUCAGUCAUUGGUUUCUCAAUAAUGGUUGGCCUUUUAUGUAAAGCCGUAUGUUUGGUAUUUCGGUUUUUGUGGUAUGUGGUCUUAUUUCAGCCUUUACUACAAAGUCAAUGGGGUGUCAGCUUUUUUCAAACAGAAACUACUUAAACAUCAUUAUUGUAAAUCACAAGACAGAGUGGGGUAUGUUUAGAUAAGACUGCGUUUGUAUGGGGGAAAAUAAAUGUGAAAAAUAAUACUUGUAAUGUACAAUUUAUCCUGCAUCAUCAUAUACUAUAUCACUGGGAAUCACUACACAGACACCAUUGUUUUUGUUAACAAUGAUGGAAUGCCAACAAUGGUUUGAUGUUUGAAACUUCUGACGUUGAAUGUUGUUUCCUUUUUUUAACAAAUAUAAUAAAUUAAAUCAAUUGUCUGAACACAUUAAAUAAAUGUUUUGGUGAUUUUAA
Oncorhynchus nerka (sockeye salmon) is the source of this 4106-nucleotide messenger RNA. Its product is annotated as probable serine/threonine-protein kinase kinX. The transcript is spliced from 2 exons. The record is from RefSeq and is a predicted model, not a curated record. Lineage: Eukaryota; Metazoa; Chordata; Actinopteri; Salmoniformes; Salmonidae. The coding region runs from base 1 to 2751 and encodes 916 amino acids.